Messenger RNA from Morchella sextelata, 417 nucleotides. RefSeq lists its product as uncharacterized. The transcript has a single exon. The record is from RefSeq and is a predicted model, not a curated record. NCBI's taxonomy places the organism in Eukaryota, Fungi, Ascomycota, Pezizomycetes, Pezizales, Morchellaceae. Bases 1 to 417 code for a protein of 138 amino acids.
AUGGCUGACGGCCAACGCUUGUUCUAUCAAACCGAGACCGGUUUUUGGACCUCUGUCCCAGCUCCUGCUGCGCCUCCUAAUUUGAACGGUGUCUCUGUUACUGUUCAAUACCAUCAAGCUCCUCCGGCGCCUCCUGCUGCGCCAAUGAUCUGGACUUAUGCCCGGCAUCUUGUGCCCCCUCCUCCCCCUCCGGCUCCAGCCCCGCCAGCCCCGCCAGCCCCGGCUCCUGCCCCAGCGCCGGCUCCUGCGCCGGCUCCUGCCCAUAUCGUCUGGCAUAGUGCGUACGGGUUCGCUACUCCUCAACCGCCAGCUCCAGCUCCACCUCCAGCUGCUCCUCCAGCUCCUCCUGCCCCUCCGGCCCCUCCGGCCCCUCCGGCCUAUUUCAAUAACACCAACUACAAUAUCGUCUUCCGCUAG